AUGUGGGCGGCGAACCUGUGCUUCGCGAUCGCGUUCCUCGCGCCGAAGAGCUUCAAGCAGAGCAUCCUCGUGCUGCGCGCGCUGGCGGCGGCGGGCGCCGUGCUCAUGGCCAUGUGGGCGGGCGCCGAGGUCUGCGCGCCCGACGUGCUGGCCUGGAGCCUCGCGCUCGUCCUCGUCAAUUCUAUACACACCGUCUUCUUAAUUAUAAGGUUUCUUCCACCAGCGUUAUCGCUGGAACUGACUGAACUGUACCUGAAGCUGUUCAAGCCGCUGAAGGUGAACAAAAAGCACUUCCAGGAGUUGACGCGGGAGGCGCGGGUGGUGAGGCUGGAGCCGGGAGAGGCGUACGCGGUGGAGGAGGUCACGCCCGCUGAUGAGAGACUGUCCAUACUUUUAAAGGGAAAGAUGCGCGUGAGCUGCGACGAGACACACCUGCACUUCAUACAGCCGUACCAGUUUGUAGACUCGCCCGAGUGGGAGGCGAACCGAGAGCAGUCAGACGACGUCUUCCAGGUGACGGUGGUGGCCGAGGAGGUGUGCACGUGCGUGUGCUGGCCGCGCAUGCGCCUGGAGCGCGUGCUGCGCCACCGGCCGGCGCUCAAGGUCGUGCUCGACUGCCUCAUAGGUAAGGAUAUAACCCACAAGCUGUACUCUGUGAGCGAGGGCCUGGGCGCGGGCGCGGGCAGCGAGCGCGAGGGCACUCCCGCGCACCUCACGCGCUCGGCCAGCGUCGACGCGGUGCACGAGGGCGCGCGCGGCAAGCUGCGCAGUCUCGCCUGGCGCUCGCGCACCUCCACCAAUAAAGGGAGCUCGUACUGGCAACCAAUGGUAGCACGGCAAUUCCUACGGAAGUCGCCGUUCGGCCGAAGCGUGACGCAGCCGCGGCUGUUGCCGCAGGCGUCGUCGGCCAGCCUGCAGCCCAGCGAGCCGGCGGGCGGCGGGGCGCGGCGCCGGAGCCCGCCGCGGCGCUCCACGUCGUUCCGGCGCGGCCGCGAGGUCAAGUUCGCGGAGGCGCCGCCGCUAGCGGAACCCGCGCCGGCGGUGUGA
Ostrinia nubilalis (European corn borer) is the source of this 1047-nucleotide messenger RNA. RefSeq names its product blood vessel epicardial substance-like. Bases 1 to 1047 code for a protein of 348 amino acids. Gene Ontology annotation, biological process: regulation of membrane potential; striated muscle cell differentiation; skeletal muscle tissue development. The record is from RefSeq and is a predicted model, not a curated record. The transcript has 7 exons. Gene Ontology annotation, cellular component: sarcolemma. Gene Ontology annotation, molecular function: cAMP binding. NCBI's taxonomy places the organism in Eukaryota, Metazoa, Arthropoda, Insecta, Lepidoptera, Crambidae.